This is a messenger RNA of Sinocyclocheilus grahami, 2517 nucleotides long. Its product is annotated as guanylate cyclase 2G-like. The transcript is spliced from 14 exons. NCBI's taxonomy places the organism in Eukaryota, Metazoa, Chordata, Actinopteri, Cypriniformes, Cyprinidae. The coding region runs from base 1 to 2517 and encodes 838 amino acids. Gene Ontology annotation, biological process: protein phosphorylation; cGMP biosynthetic process; receptor guanylyl cyclase signaling pathway. Gene Ontology annotation, molecular function: adenylate cyclase activity; ATP binding; peptide receptor activity. The record is from RefSeq and is a predicted model, not a curated record. Gene Ontology annotation, cellular component: plasma membrane.
AUGACCUUGAGGGGUGAAGAAUUAAUUUCCCCAGGGAAGGGAUUCAUCGAUCAAGUAAUGAAACAAAAUGUAUCAGCGCUAUUUGGUCCACCCUGUCCUGAGGAGGCUGAAUCUUUUUGUGUAUUUGAAAUGACAUCUUUUCACUUGAUUUCAGAUAUAUCUCUGCUGGUCCUGCUGGUGGUUUUGCCUGUGUUAGGAGUGGCAGCAGUGGCUUUGAUCACUUUGCUGACUCUACAGAAGACCCAUCUACAGUCUCGCCUGGAUGAGUCCAGCUGGUGGCUUAUCAACUACAAUGAAAUAACUAUCCUCAGAGAGCCCAAAGGAACACAAACACUGUCUGUAAGCACAACACCAAGCAAAUGUGGAAGUGGUGGCUCUCAAUCCAUGCUCUCCUCAAACAGCUGUAGUAAUAGAGAAGCCAUCUACGCUACUAUUGGACUCUAUCAGGGAAACGAAGUGGGCAUAAAGUAUUUGAAAAAUCAAAUGAUUACUGAUAUCAAGAAACCAUUGAUCAUUGCAGAGUUCAACACGGUGAAAGAAAUGAAACACGAGAACCUAGUACAGUUCUUCGGUGUGUGCAUUGAGCCACCAAAUGUCUGUAUCGUUAUGCAGUACUGCAAGAAAGGAAGCUUGAAGGAUGUUCUUGGGAACAGUGAAAUUGAUCUGGACUGGAUGUUCAAAUUGUCCUUUGCUUAUGACAUUGUUAAUGGCAUGGAGUACAUACAUAAGAGCAGUCUGAAGUCUCAUGGAAAUCUGAGGCCCAGUACGUGUCUGGUGGAUAGCAGGCUGCAGAUCAAACUCUCUGGCUUUGGCCUGUGGGAGUUCAAACAUGGUACCAAACACAAAAUGAUCCCACUGGAGAAUCCAAAUUAUGAAGAGAUGUACUACACUGCUCCUGAGUUUUUGAGAGAGGUCUACUGCCCUUUCAAUGGAACCCAGAAAGGAGAUGUCUUUAGCUUUGCCAUAAUCAUGCGAGAGCUGAUAUACAAUACAGAGGUGGGCCCAUAUCAUGAUGUUCAUCUGGAACCAAAAGAGAUUAUCAAGCAGUUAAGGACUCCAAUGAGCGAUGAGCCCCUUAGACCAACCUUGUCUGCUGACAUCUGUGAUGAACGUCUCAUCCCUUUGCUAAAAGCCUGCUGGAGUGAGAACCCAGACCACAGACCCCCAUUCGUCAGUAUCAGGAGACAACUACGUCAGGCAUGUCCUGAAAGCCAUGUUAACAUCCUAGACAACAUGGUGAGCAAACUGGAGAAAUAUGCCAAUCAUCUGGAAGAAGUCGUGGAAGAAAGAACAAAUCAGCUCACAGCAGAAAAGAGCAGAGCUGAUAAGCUUCUAUCUAGCAUGCUGCCAAAGUAUAUUGCUGAUCAGUUAAUGUCUGGAAAACCAGUGGAGCCCAAAAGUUAUGACAUGGUGACCAUUUUCUUCUCUGACAUUGUGGGUUUCACCACCAUGUGCUCCAUUAGCUCGGCUCUGGAGGUGGUCACACUCCUCAAUGACCUCUACAGUCUUUUCGAUGAGAUCAUCAAGCUAUACGAUGUCUACAAGGUGGAGACUAUAGGGGAUGCAUAUAUGGUGGCCAGUGGACUGCCUAUCAGUAACGGUACUCGUCAUGCUGAGGAGAUCUCAACUAUUGCACUCCACUUCCUAUUCGCCAUCAAAAGGUUCAAAAUUAGGCAUCUGCCUAAUGAAAAAUUGGCCUUACGGAUUGGGAUCAAUUCUGAAGAGUGGGGAAGUUCUGGCGAGGAGCCCGAAGCCCUUCCCCCUUCUCAACCUGUGAGGCCAAGACCGGACGCCGAGCUCAUCUGUGUCCUGUCGAAAGCGGUAGAGGAUCUGGGCCUCGAGUGGUCGGCUCCGGAAGAGCCCGCCCACGGCCUAUUGGAUGAGUGGUACCAGCCAGGAAUCCGUCAGCAGUCCUCUCGCCAACGCCCCGCCCCGUUCUUGCCUGCAGUUCAUGAGGAACUCACCAUGUCGUGGCACGCCACCUACUCGGCCCGGGCUAAUCCCUCUACAGCAGCAGCAGCUCUCACCACCACUGACGGCGCUGACGUCAAGGGGUACAGCAUGCUCCCCCCUCUGGAGGAGGCGGUUGCUGCUCAUCUGUGCCUGCCAUUUGCCCUGGGUUUGAAGGCCCAUGCAGCGUGCCCCUCUAAGCCCUGCAGGACCACCUCGGUGCUGGCCAACAGGGCUUAUGCAGCGGCCGGUCAGGCCGGAUUGGCGCUGCAUACAAUGGCGGUACUCCAGGUGUUUCAAGCUGAACUUCUCUGUAGUAUGGACGAGUCUGGCCAACAACACCAGGAGGCUUUCAAGGAGCUGCGCACAGCAACAGAUCUGGCUCUGCGCGAGAAAAAAGCAACGGCGCAGGCAAUCGGCAAGACCAUGGCCAGCUUGGUGGUGCUGGAGUGCCACCUCUGGCUGAACCUCAUUGAGAUCAGGGACGCGGAGAAGAUGGCUUUUCUGGACUCACCGGUCUCACGGAAGGGCCUCUUCGACCCUGCUGUGGACAGGUUUGCGGAGUGA